This is a messenger RNA of Eublepharis macularius, 3264 nucleotides long. RefSeq names its product myosin light chain kinase family member 4 (gene MYLK4). The coding region runs from base 160 to 2445 and encodes 761 amino acids. Gene Ontology annotation, molecular function: ATP binding; protein serine/threonine kinase activity. Gene Ontology annotation, biological process: protein phosphorylation; intracellular signal transduction; positive regulation of apoptotic process. The transcript has 14 exons. NCBI's taxonomy places the organism in Eukaryota, Metazoa, Chordata, Lepidosauria, Squamata, Eublepharidae. The record is from RefSeq and is a predicted model, not a curated record. Gene Ontology annotation, cellular component: nucleus; cytoplasm.
UAACAAGAAGAGAGUUGGUUGGGGUUUUUUUAAUCAUGCCUACUCUGGUUAUAUCUCUAACUUUUGGAACUUGCUGCCAUGACUGAGGGAACUGAGGUGAAGAAGCUUCUGAAAAUGUUAUUUUCAUAUUGCAUCUGUGUAUCUAGGUAAACUGGCAUAAUGACUACCUCCAGCAAAAAACCUUCAUCAGUGGUCAACUCUUUGGCCAAAAUAUUUGAUCCUAAUUCUUUACAAAACCAACGGCUGUCUGCAGAAGAAAACUUACCUGCUCCCCAUUCCUCAGACAAAAACCUUAGCUUUCCUGAAAAUGUGAGUGGGUUGGAUAUGAAGUUCGCUUCCUUGGGUCAGAAAAUAGACAAGAUACUGAAUGUGCAAGAUGGUGUUCUUCAGAAGUUGGAAUGUGUUUCUCAGGAAAUAUUCUGCAUGGAAAAGGAGAUUGAGAAGUUGAAGGGGAAAAGAAGAGGCUCUGGACCAUCCAUUAUAACAUCUGAAAGUCCAAGCAAUUUUGAUGUCAAGAUGUUGUGUGUAGAAAUUAACAAUAAACUGGCAGAUAUGAGCAAGAACACUGAACAGCAAGCAAAAAAGUUAGAUGGGCUAGAACAAGUAGUGCUGGGGGUACAGCAGGUUGUUGGCUGUUUGGUAGAAAAAUUGAAGACGUCUAAAAUCAACGGUUUACUCCGUAGAGAUGAAAUUCCUCGUAAGCUCCUUAGAGUAGGUGGCUACUUGAGAAAAGAUAAAUCAAGUAAUCUUUUUAGGAUGCAGACAUUUUCAGACAAAAAGGAUGCAUUGUUCAGCAAAAGAAAAGAAAAGGAAAAGUCAUAUUUAACUACAAAGGGAACAAAAUCUAUGAAAAAGAAGAAACCGCCUGAUUCCUCAGAUGAAUCUGAUAAGACAGAGCCUUAUACUCAUACAGAAAAGGUCCAUAAACUCAACAAGGAGAAUACAAGCCACAGCUGGAAGAACGUUCUUCAGAAAACAGAAAAAAGCCAAGGAGAAGCGCAUGCAAUGGAUGAUGCUAGUAAAAAAGCAAGUGACCAUGAUAUUAAGGGAGACUCUCUGGGAUUUGUAAUGAAACAUGAGGUGCCUGAAGAAAAUGAGAAGAAAGUAGAAGUAGAGAUCAAAGGGAGAGAUGCUGACAGUGCUGAUGAGAUGAAAGUACCAGAAACUACAUCUUAUAGUGAAGACACAGCAGAAGAUCUUGAGGACCCAUCAAAAACUGAGGGUCAGCUUGUCAAGCAUAUAGGCAGUGAAAAGUCGUCAUCAUCUUCAUCUGUGAAGGAGGAGCAGAAUGGCAGCAGUAAGCGCCGAGUGAAUGAUGAAGGGCUUACAAAAGAUGACAAUAAAAAAAGCAGGGUAGACACUGCCAGUGCCGGUGGUGGACACAGUUCAGAAGGCUGGGCUGAGCUGAAUGACGCAGAGCUUGCAUUAGAAAAAACGGAAAAAUCUGAUUCAGCUACUGAUGAGAGCGAAAAUAACCAAGAGCCUUCUAUAGGAGACAUUAAUGUUACAAUUGAUGAUUGCCAGUCUCCUCCAGCCCCUUUUGAUCAUCGGAUCGUCUCAGCAAAAAGGAUAGGGAUCAAUAGCUUUUAUCAUGUGCACAAACGUGAUAUUUUGGGAGGUGGACGGUUUGGACAGGUUCAUAGAUGUGAAGAAAAAUCAACAGGUCUCAAAUUAGCAGCCAAAAUUAUAAAAGCCAGAGGUAUAAAGGAAAAGGAUGAAGUAAAGAAUGAAAUCAAUGUCAUGAACCAGUUGAACCAUGUGAACCUCAUUCAGCUGUAUGAUGCAUUUGAAUCCAAAAAUGAUAUUGUUCUUGUCAUGGAGUAUGUGGAGGGAGGAGAACUGUUCGAUCGGAUUAUUGAUGAUAGCUACAACUUAUCAGAAAUGGAUACCAUCUUGUUCAUCAAGCAAAUUUGUGAAGGGAUUCAGUACAUGCAUCAGAUGUAUAUUCUCCAUUUAGAUCUAAAGCCUGAAAAUAUCCUCUGUGUGAAUCGAGAGGCUAAUAAAAUAAAGAUUAUUGACUUUGGGCUGGCGAGGAGAUAUAAGCCAAGGGAAAAGCUUAAGGUCAACUUUGGCACUCCAGAAUUUCUUGCUCCUGAAGUUGUGAACUAUGACUUUGUCUCCUUUCCUACUGACAUGUGGAGUAUAGGUGUCAUUGCAUACAUGUUGCUCAGCGGAUUAUCUCCUUUUCUGGGUGAUGAUGAUAACGAGACUCUAAACAACAUCCUGGCCUGUAGGUUUGACUUUGAAGAUGAAGAAUUUCAAAAUGUGUCUGAGGAAGCCAAAGACUUCAUCACUAAGCUUCUCAUCAAGGAAAAGGGCUGGAGAAUAAGUGCAACCGCAACCUUAAAACAUCCUUGGCUGUCAGACCAAAAGCUCCACUGCAGACUUCUUUCUCAGAAGAAAGCUAAAGGUUCCUCUAGGUCUCAAGAACCUGUGGCUCCAUAAGCUCUCUGAGAAAUCAAAGAAAAGGCACUGUGUGUGGUGAUCGCUGCUAUGGUGUUUGGAAAUAAAAAUCAGCAGCACUGGUGCUUUGACCACCCACACACCACCACCAUCACCUGCACAGUGAUGUGAGGCUUUUGCUAAAUGGACCAACACCUCUUUAGCUGCAGGACUGAGUUCCAGCAGUUCAAGCUGCUUUCCUACCUGGCUCUUUUUCAGUUUUCAACAGCUGCUGGAGUUUCCAAGAAGGUGGUACUGUCGGGAGGCUAUGGAAAUUUGUGUUUGAAAUUCUGGGGUUUGCUCACCUUCGGCAUAAUGGAUUUGGCUUUCCUGACUCAGGUGUCAAAAGACUGGGGGGAUUUCUUUCCCCUGAUGAAAUCUCUUCACCCCACAAGCAGAGGUCGUUCUUGAUAUGAAGAUGGCUGCUUUGAAGAACAUGCUGGUAGCAAAUUGAAGAAUUGUGUGAGAGUCAAUGCAAAGCUUGACUGACCUCUUCUUAUGCAAUAAGAACUGGAGUGAAUUUAACAUGAAUUGGGAAAGGAAUUUUAGGGCACCCGGAAAUAUGAUUUGAAUAUACAUUAACAUAGCACAUUCAUUUACUGCUUUAAUUCAGCUGGUUAGCUUUGGGUAAGUAGCAAUUUGCAAGGAGGUAUUUUGUUGCAGAGAAGCAUUUUUUUUACAUUUUGCUAUCUUUGCAUGUCUGCAUCUUUUCAUAUGAUUCUUUAAGUAUCCCUAUACAUAUACAUUUAAUUUAAGGCACCCUAGUGUGUGUGUGUGUGUGUAGAGAGAGAGAGAGAAUAAAGUAGAUACAGUGAAAAACUA